This is a messenger RNA of Anguilla rostrata (American eel), 11320 nucleotides long. Its product is annotated as tubby-related protein 4-like. The transcript is spliced from 16 exons. The coding region runs from base 1204 to 6528 and encodes 1774 amino acids. The record is from RefSeq and is a predicted model, not a curated record. Gene Ontology annotation, molecular function: protein binding. Lineage: Eukaryota; Metazoa; Chordata; Actinopteri; Anguilliformes; Anguillidae.
GUUGUACUGGAGGGGAUGUGGUAAGUCAACCCAGGAAAAAAAAGAAUCAUGUGACAGUCACGUGACUCUGGAGACGGGCCCAGGCAGAGUGGCACAAGGGAACGCCUAGACGGGAUCCCCGACGUUGAUUGGAGGCAAGGACGGUGACGGAAUGACGUUACCGGGAGAAGGGACCCUCCUGCCGAUGGACAGUUGAUGCAAGGAGUUCAAAAUUAUUUCAGGCACAUAAUUCCGACUUCGACAGAGCAAGCAGUACCGUCCAGCGAUGAUGUACUGAAUUGGAUCAUGCCCCGGAUAUUCUUCAUCUGGAAUCAAGAUUAAGAUUUUAGCAGAAGACGUCGCGUGGUCUUCUGCAAGGAGGAAGCGCAGUUGGAUAUCUUGGGGGACUGCUGCAAUAAAAAUUAUACCUGAUCGGAAAACGUCCAGAGGCCAAGUGAAGCUUUUUAAAAGAUAACACCCUGCAUUUGUUGGAUAUAGAUACAGCUAACAUCCACAGCCGCAGUUAAUGGUUUGGUACAGUGAGCGUGCUUAUGUAAUUGCAGCUGGCGUGUUCCUAAAGCAGUCUUUAGAAAAGGGGAGUCGAAUUUGCGUUUCAUUUGAUCCGUUGAACCCGUCUGGCGAUUUAAUAGCAGUUGAGGUUAGAUUACGUAACGAGUUUCCAUUGUUUGGAAUAUAUAAAAAUAAAUGGAUAGAGAGGAGACAGUCUCUCCCAAAGUAUAGAAAAUAAGUAAAACAAAUCAGUCGUUUAAGUACUGCGGUUAGUGUACAUUUGGGAUGCUGUUAAGCUGGUGUGACAUCAAAAUGACCUGAUUUGCGUGCCUUUUUAUUUAUGCAAUUUUUUUACGUUGUCUCUGAUAUCUGGAUAACCAUAAACUAUCAAAUAAGUCCGUGUAUCCUCUUCUCAAAUCAAUAAAACGGUCUCAGGCACUUCGUGUGGACGUGGGGUUUAAGUUAACCUACUGCUGUGUGGAGAGAAGUAUUUGAAAACGGAUAUUUCUUGCAUCACUUUAAUUGUCUCGGAAAGACCUGUUACUCAAUACCACCAUUGUUACUAUGCAGCGUGUCCGUUCUCUGAAACGUCUCACAGAAGAGCAAAAAUAAGACCGAGACCCAGAGCGACUGUCGUUCUGGGCAAGAGACUGAUCCCUAAACUCCAAUCACUUUCCCUAACGGAAACCGGGUCUGUCUGGCCAGCCCGUAGUUAUGUUCGCGGCGGUGGAACAUGGACCAGUCCUUUGCAGCGACUCCAACAUCCUCUGCCUGUCCUGGAAAGGGCGCGUGCCCAAGAGCGAGAAGGAGAAGCCCGUGUGCAGGAGGCGAUAUUACGAGGAAGGAUGGCUCGCGACGGGGAACGGGAGGGGGGUGGUCGGAGUAACUUUCACCUCUAGCCACUGCAGACGCGACAGGAACACCCCGCAGAGAAUCAACUUCAAUCUAAGGGGACACAACAGCGAGGUGGUCCUGGUGCGCUGGAACGAGCCGUUUCAGAAGCUGGCGACCUGCGACACGGACGGAGGGAUUUUCGUCUGGAUCCAGUACGAGGGGCGCUGGUCUGUGGAGCUGGUGAACGAUCGAGGGGCACAGGUGAGCGACUUCACCUGGUCCCACGACGGGACCCAGGCCCUCAUCUCGUACCGGGACGGCUUCGUCCUGGUGGGCUCGGUCAGCGGCCAGAGGCACUGGUCCUCCGAAAUCAACCUGGAGAGCCAGAUCACCUGCGGCAUCUGGACGCCUGACGACCAGCAGGUGCUUUUCGGCACGGCUGACGGGCAGGUGAUCGUGAUGGACUGUCAUGGCCGCAUGCUGGCCCAUAUCCUCCUGCACGAGUCCGACGGCAUCGUCAGCAUGUCCUGGAACUACCCCAACUUCCUGGUGGAGGACAGCAGCGAGAGCGACACCGACUCGGACGACUACGCCCCGCCACAAGUGCACAACCUGAAACCGCUGCUCACGGUCAGCUUCACGUCCGGAGACAUCAGCCUGAUGAACAACUACGAUGACCUCUCCCCCAGCGUCAUCCGCUCAGGGCUCAAGGACGUGGUGGUGCAGUGGUGCUCUCAGGGGGAUCUGAUGGCGGUGGCGGGGAUGGAGAGGCACAGCCUCCAGCUGGACCCGGCCUGCGUGACGCUCAUGAGGAACGCCCUCGUUAAGUUCUACAACGUCCACGGAGAGCACAUCUACACCCUGGAGACCCCGGCACAGAGGCCCAUCAGCACCAUCUGCUGGGGUCACCGUGACUCGCGGCUGUUCCUGGCGUGUGGGGCGGCGCUGUACGUGGUGCGGGUGGACCACCGGGUGGCCAGCCUGCAGCUGCUCUGCCAGCAGGCCAUCGCCGCCACGCUGCGCGAGGAGAAGGACAUCGGCAAGCUCACCAUGCCGUCCCGCCUCUGCUCCUACGUCACCACCGCCUUCGCGCCCACCAUCAAGCCCCCCAUUCCGGACCCCAACAACAUGCGGGACUUCGUCAGCUACCCGACGGCGGGGAACGAGAGGCUGCACUGCACCAUGAAGCGCACGGAGGACAACCCCGAGGUGGGGGGGCCCUGCUACACCCUCUACCUGGAGUACCUGGGGGGGCUGGUGCCCAUCCUCAAGGGCCGACGAAUCAGCAAGCUCCGCCCCGAGUUCGUCAUCAUGGACCCCAAGACCGACGGCAAAGCAGAUGAGGUCUAUGGGAACAGCUUGAUCUCCUCCAUGAUUGACAGCUGCAACUGCUCCGACUCCAGCGACAUCGAGCUGAGCGACGACUGGGUCGGGAAGAAAUCGCCAAAGAUAUCGAGAGGAAGCAAGUCGCCCAAACUUCCCAGGAUCAAUAUAGACCCCAGAAAAUCCCCCAAACUGUCCCGGGCCACACAGGAAAUAUCCCGGUCGCCGCGGUUACCCAUUCGCAAGCCUUCCAUUGGCUCUCCUAGUCUGACUCGCAGAGAGUUCCCCCUUGAUGACAUCACUCAGCAUAAUUACCUCGCUCAGGUCACGUCCAACAUUUGGGGAACAAAGUUUAAAAUCGUGGGACUUGCUUCCUUCCUGCCUACGAACCUUGGUGCAGUCAUCUACAAGACGAGCCUGCUCCACCUGCAGCCGAGGCAGAUGACCAUCUACCUUCCGGAGGUGCGGAAGAUCUCCGUGGACUACAUCAACCUGCCCGUCUUCAACCCCAACGUCUUCAGCGAGGACGAGGACGACCUGCCAGUCACGGGACCCUCUGGAGUCGCCGAGGACAACCCCCCCUGCACCGUCAACAUCCCCAUCGCCCCGAUCCACAGCCCCGCCCAGGCCAUGUCCCCCACGCAGAGCAUCGGGCUGGUCCAGUCGCUGCUGGCCAAUCAGAACGUGCAGCUGGACGUGCUGACCAAUCCCACGGCCACGGCGGCGGCGGCGGCCGCGGCGGCCGCGUCGGACCACGGGCAGGACGCGGUGAUGACGGCCCAGUACACGGUGCCCGCCCGCUACUCCAGCCCGGGACAGGUCAUUUUCGGGGGCCUGGAAAUGGGGCGCCUCCUGGUGGGGCCCCCGCCCUCGCACCACCAACCGCCGCCGCCUCCGCAGCAGCAGCAGCCUCCGCCACAGCAUCCCCAUCAGCAGCAGCAGCACCAACAGCAGCAGCAGCUUCAGCAGCAGCACGCCGUCCAACAGCUUCAGCAGCAGCAGCACGCAGUUCAGAUGCAGCUGCAGCAGCACCAGCUGCAGCAGCAGCAGCAACAUCAGCAGCAGCAGCAGCAUCACCAGCUGCAGCAGCAGCACCAACAGUUCCAGCAGCACCAACAGCAGAUGCAGCAGCAGCACCAGCAGAUGCAGCAGCAGCACCAACAGAUCCAGCAACAGCAGCAGCAAAUUCAGCAGCAGAUCCAACAGAUGCAGCAGCAGCAGCAGCAGCUGCGGGAGCAGCACCAACAGCAGAUGCAGCAGCACCAGCAGCAGCUGCAGCAGCACCAGCAGCAGCUGCAGCAGCACCAACAGCAGCUGCAGCAACAGCAGCAGCACCCGAUCCAGCUGCCCCCUCCCCCGCUGCCCUCCGGGCCACACCCGAGCGUGGUGCACCAGCUGCAGGCCACGCUGCAGUUGCCCCACCCCCAGGGGGAGCACGGGGCGGAGCGGGGCGAGCACGAGCACCUGCUGAAGGUCAAGCCCACGCGGUCGGCGUCCCAGCUGGCCGAGGGGGACGCCGUGGUCUUCAGCGCCCCCCUGGAGAUCAGCAAGAUGAACCCCCCGCCCCCGUACCCGGGCACGGUGGCGGCGGCGGUGGCGGCGGCCCAGGCGGCGCAGGCGGGCGCGGCGGCGCAGGCGGCGGCCGCCGCUGCCAACGGGCCCCAGCCGGCCGUGGACCUGUGCCUGAAGAAGAGCGAGUUCUCGCUGUACCCGCCCGCCCCGCAGUACCAGACGCCGCUGGGCUACGAGCGCAUCACCACCUUCGACAGCAGCGGCAACGUGGAGGAGGUGUGCCGCCCACGCACGCGGCUGGUCUGCAACCAGAGCGUCUACACCCUGCAGGGGCCUGGCAGCUCCGCCACGCUCCGCGUCACCUCCUCCGAGAGCAAGAAGGUGCAGCUGCCCUACAGCUCCGCCACGCUCAACCGCCUCACCGUGCCCCGCUACUCCAUCCCCAGCGGCGACCCGCCCCCGUACCCGGACCCGGCCAAUCAGAGCGGCCAGGCCAGGAGCGCCGCCCAGCAGCGGCUGGACAGCACGCUGAUCCACGCCACCUUGCGCCGCAACAGCCGGGAGGCGGCCCUGAAGGUCUCCCAGAUGAUGGAGCCCCAGCAGAGGACCCUCCCCACCAAGUCCAAGGUCAGCAGCGCGCUGGCCGCCUCCUACCAGCAGAGGGUGUCCACCGCCCUGUACACCUGCAGCCAGUGCAGCAGCGGCACCGCGGGGGGCGGGGCCAGUGGGGGCGGGGCCAGCGGCGGGGGCGGGAGCAACGGGAUCGCGGGCGGCACCAUCAUCCGGCAGGACUUCCCGCCGGGGAGCGGCGCCCAGCACAGCACGGUCAUCGUGCACUCCAACAGCACGUCACCGCUGGCCUCGCAGUCCUCCUACAACCUGCUGAGCUCGCUGGACGGUGGCGGCCGCGACCGCACCGACUACGUCAACUCCGCCUUCACCGAGGACGAGGCGCUCAGCCAGCAGUGCCAGCUGGAGAAGUCCAUCCGCCACCUGGCCCUCAGCGAGGUGGGCCUGGCCGUCAAGCGGCCCCCGCCCUACCAGUGGGACCCCGCCGCCACCGAGGAGAUCUGGGUCCCCCAGGAGAGGACCGCGCUGGCGCCCCCGCCCCCGCCGCCGGGACCCCACAAGCCGCCCCCGCUCAUCCUCAACCCCGCCCAGCACCUGGACGUCUCGCGGCUCCCCUUCGUCCUGUCCCCGAAAUCGCCCACCAGCCCUGCCACCGCCACCUUCCAGACCGGCUACCCCAUCUCCCUCCCCUUCCCACCCGGGGCGGGGUACAGCGGGCCUCAGCUGCAGGCCGUGCAGCCUCCCCCCCAGCCCUGCUCGCCCAAAGAGGUGGUGGCCCCCGUCCCGUUCACCCAGCAGGACGCCCCCAUGGUCCUUCCCCCCGGGUACCCCCCGAACCUGGCCAACCUGGCCUGCUGCCCGCUGCCCCCCAUGUACCCGGGAGCCAGCUCCUGCGCGGGCCUCCAGCUCCCCCCGAUCGCCCUGCACCCCUGGAACACGUACAACCCCUGCCCGCCCAUCCAGAACCCCUCAGGGACCCUGCAGACCAAGUCCCACCUGGUGGUGGAGAAGCCCGUCCUCUCCCCGCCGCCGCCGCCGCCGCCGUCCGCCACCGAGCACCAGGGCCACAUGGGCUCGCCGGAGGCCGCCAUGGCGGAGGCCGGCGAGGGCUUCCAGGAGGUGCUGUCCCUCAACGAGUCCCCCGUCCCGCAGCGGCCCGACAAGUUCGGCAAGAAGAGCCGCAAGCGGCCGGACAGCCGGGCGGAGGAGGCCAACGUGCCCGCCAUCACCGAGGGCAAGGUGAAGAAGGAGGGCCGCGCCCUCAGCGACUUCAACUCGCUGAUCUCCAGCCCCCGGCUGGGCCGCGAGAAGAAGAAGCCCAAGCCGCAGAAGGAGCAGCUGAAGGCCAAGAAGCUCAACAAGACCAACGAGUUCCAGGACAGCUCGGAGAGCGAGCCCGAGCUCUUCAUCAGCGGCGACGAGCUGAUGAACCAGAGCCAGAGCGGCAAGAAGGGCUGGAAGACCAAGCGCAACCUGCGGGCCGCCAGCGAGCUGGAGGAGUUCAAGUGCCGCAAGGCCAACGAGAAGGAGGACCGGGGCCUGGGCAGCCAGGGCUUCGUCUACGUCAUGGCCAACAAGCAGCCGCUCUGGAACGAGGCCACGCAGGUCUACCAGCUCGACUUCGGCGGGCGGGUCACCCAGGAGUCCGCCAAGAACUUCCAGAUCGAGCUGGAGGGACGGCAGGUGAUGCAGUUCGGCCGGAUCGAUGGCAACGCCUACAUCCUGGACUUUCAGUACCCCUUCUCCGCCGUCCAGGCCUUCGCCGUCGCCCUGGCCAACGUCACCCAGCGGCUCAAGUGAGCGGGGGCCUGCUCUCCACAUCCCUUCCCGCCGUCCGCCAAAGCGCACGCGUGCGGGUGGGGGGACCCCCGGCAGUCCCUUUUUUCCGUUAGUUGUGCAUUGUGACGAGAGAGGAGAAGAAGAAGAAGAAGAAGAGAAAAAAAUAUCCGACUCGAGCGGAGCUGCAAUGCCCAAUGCUGCCAUUAGAGGGUGCUGUUUUGCGAGGUGCGGUGGAGGUCAUGGAGGAUGACGGACAAAAACCGGGGGGGGGUCACUCAUCGGGGGACAUGGGCUUAGCUUUCUGUGGUCGUUCUGCAAAUAUAUGCUGCUCUAGCUUACAGAAGCUAGUGGAAACCAGACUGUCCACUAUACAGACUGCCUUAUAUUACGUUAUUGUUUCCUAUUAAUACUGUUACAUUGGAGUUUUUUCAGUCCAGUUUUUAAACAUAACAGUAAUACUUGAAAGAAAAAGAAAAAAACUUAUCUGGAAAAUGAAUCGCUCAUUUGCAGACCUUACGGCUACUGAGCACUGAAAUCGGUUAGCUGUAUGAAUUUAAUUGAAAGUGUGAUUACCUUUUUUUGGCUUUAUUAUAGAUAUUACACAUUUCGAACUGAACAAAAAAAAAAAAUGUUAUGCGUUUCAAAGUAUUUUUUGGGGGUCAGUCUUAAGUUUUGAUUUCUUAAGUACUUUGAUUUAUAGUGCUUUUCGAAGUACCGAGGAUGGCUACAGAACAAAACUUUGCGCUUUGCAUUUUCAGAAACUAGACUUGAAAGUAGUCGGGAGUGUUUCGAUUCUGGAGUUCACGGGAGCUGUUUUCGAAACGUGGGGAGUGUCUUGAGUGACAGUCCUCGGUCGUGUUAGCGAGAAACGGACAGACUUGAAAGAAUUCAUCUGGAUCAGUAUUUCAACGUAUCAAUGCUCCUGUUUUUCAGUUUUUGUGUUUAUGAGAUCUAUUUAUAUGUAUAUAUUAUUUGGUCAUUAAUAAUAUUAUUGUUAUUGUUAUUAUUAUUAUUAUUAUGAUUAUUAUAAUUAUUCUUGUUGUUGUUUAUAUUUAUGUAGCAUUAAGCGAUCUUAGUACCUUGUUUACAUGGAUUUCAAGAUGUUUAUUUUGUUUGGGAGACAGGAGGUCAAAAUAAGAGCCCAUCCGUUCAAACAAAUGUACAGUUCAGAGGCGGGGAAUUUAGUUAAAACGGUGAUUGUGGUAAAUUUGGGUAUUGAUUGUGGGUUGUUGGUGAAGAGAAGGCGGUUUUCCCAGUAUGAAGUGAUCUUUACCUCCUGUCACUUCUGUGAAGUGAUCAAUUUGGGGUGUCCGACUUGAACCCUCCCCAAGUGACAUGUAAGCAAGGUACCAGAGAUAUUUUUGUAUUUUUCACCUAUGCCAUUUCAUACUUUUUUAAUCAUGUAAAUAUUUGUUACAUAUCAUUCCAUCGUUGUAAAGUGAUCAUGUGCAUGGGGAGGACAGACGACCUCUGUGUUUUUUUUAUUUUUAUUUUUUUACUCGAUGGUAUGUCCUAUGGCGUGGUAUGUGAGAGGUGUUGCUGGGGAAUGUGGUGACAUCAUAAUAGUCGUCGUCAUGCACGGUUGUGUUCCGGAGUACGUCACUGUUAAAAACAAACAAAGCCUUUGGUUCGUCGAUCGUGGAAGCACUCCUUAUGAAGGACGAUCCAGUUAUCUUACAAGCUGCAGAUCUGGGAAUUGGUGCACACCAAAUUUUAGGAUUUUGGGAUGAUGGCUGGUUGGUCCAGAAAUUAUUAGGCCUGUUGUUUUUUUUUUCUUUUUUUUUUCUUUAACUUUUAUGUUUUUUAAAGCCUUCGUGGAUUGAACUUUUCUUAAGACCUUGUUCAAGUCUUACCUUGUGGUCCAAUCAGCAUCCUGCAGGUCACAGGAAGUGGUGGGCCGUCCGGUUCACUAACGCCGUGGCUCCCAAAAAACCUGUCCCCGGGGAGCCCCGGCCAGAUCCAGGCACUCAGUGUGUUCCACCUCAAACACACCUGAUGCAACUAAUCGAGGGCUUGAUUAAUUUGUUAAAUGUCAGGUGUGCUUGUGACGGGACACAUCAAAUAUCCGGAACUGGCUGGGGUUCCCCAAGGACCAGGUUUGGAAGCCACUAAGUCAUCUGCACUAAGCUCAGAUGACCAGCUUCCCUCGCAGAGACUGAUCCCAGAUCAGUGGUCGCCACAGAGGGCUUGCGGUCACAGCCAGGGCACUGGUCUGAGGUCAGUGCAGCAGAGAAGGCUUAGGAAGCCCAUCGGUGAUCGUUGGAGUGUGGAAUGCAACCCCAUGUUGAGAGGUUACAGAAUUGUCUGUUUUACCUUUUUGGGGAGUGGGGGGUGAGGGGUGGGGGGGGUGAAGAGGUCAGGGUUACAGUCUUUUACAGCCUUGAAUGUCACUGAAAAAUCACAAGAAAUACAAGUUGUGGGGGGGGGGGGGAAGAAAAAAAAAACAUUAAGCCAUUUUUAUUUGUAAUCCCAAAGUCGUGUGCCAAAGGCUAAAGUUGUUGUCCCGGAAGUCCAAACUGUUUUUAAACUACGGAUCUUAAUCUUGUGUACAAUACUGAGCUCACGAGUCUGUAAGUAGUCAUGAAGUCAUGUGUAAAAGUGGAAUAUUGUGUCUCCAACGUCACAUUUUCUCCUACCUUUUCCAUCCACGUAAACGUAGACCUGUGUGUGUGCGCGUGUCUAUACGUGUGUGCGUGUGUGUGUGUAUGUCUGUGUCCUGGUUUGUGGGGACGUCUUCAUUCGACACAAGCAAAGUCUCGUUUGGAAUUCUCUGGUUUACGCGUGCAGAUAGCGAGAUUCGGUUUUACGGAAGGCCGAGGCAUCAGAAAGAGCUUGAUGUGAAUUGUGUGUGCUUCUGCUGCUCUGUGGGAGUGUGUCAGCUGCCCUUGCUGUUUGCAGUGGGCCCAGGUUGUGCGGACGGUCCCUGAAUGUUGGAACAUCAUCCUUAAGAUCAGCCCAUGUGUACACACCCCCACAUACAGCAGCAAAAAGAUUUGAUUGGCUAUGGAGGCCAACAACAGAUGAGGUCAUCGGACAGCACAGCAGUCACCAACACUCUUAUUUGAAUUUCUUAGGUUUUUUUUUUUUUUGGGUUUUUUCUUCCUGUGACAGAAAUGUCAGGAGACUUGAAUUUUGCUUUACACAAAUAUUUGUGAGCAAGGAUAUAAAAUAUGGGCAGAAGAAUGGGAUUGAUGCACCAUUUGCUCUAGGAAAAGAAUGUGGAACGUGCACCAUUCUGGUCUGUUUUUUUCUUUCUUUUUUAUUUUAUUUUAUUUUAUUUUUUUAAAAACAAGUACUUUUCAUUUCCAAGGGUUGACAGUUUAGUUGUGCAAUAUUUUCCCUCCCAUUUUUUCUCCCAUAACUUACCGCCAGAUACGUUUACAUGGGCAAGGUGACCAACGUUACAAAACAUCUCAUUCUGGUUCGACGCAGUUUUAUUUUGUACAUGAACAUUUUUUUUUAUUUUCUUUUUUUUUUUUUUUUUUUUUAAAGCUGAUCACUGUAUAUAAUUUGUGGAUUCACUUAAACGAUUCUUUGUGUUGAGAAGAUUUGCUACCGGUGUAUUGUGGGGGGGUGGGGGGUGGGGGUGGUUUGAUGUCAGGGUGUUAUGCAAGACCGACUUGGGGAUGCAAGCGGAAACAGAAAAGGAGUUCAUACUACGUGAUUGAGUGUAGUAGUUAGUGUAGUAGCACAGGAUGUGUCUGUCGAGUAAAGUCUGUUAGUGUAAACUGUGAGGUCAACAGAUUCCCUCAGUGUUAUAUCUAUAUAUACAGUAUAUAUAUUGCCUUGUCAGCACGAAUGCCAACCCCUGUCAGAUCUGAUGUUUGUUCAUUUUUAAGGUCUUCGUUUCUUUCUAGCUGUGGAAAUGGCACCUUUCAUUUGUUAGCUGUUAACGUUAUAUUUAUUUUUUGAGACAACUUAUUCGAGUACGCAUUACUGUUUUGAAUUUUGCCACUGAAAGCAACCAAAAGGAUCGCCUAUUUAAUAAUUCUGAAUACUUUUUUAAAUAUUAAUUUGAUGAAGUGAUCUGUAUUGGACAGUGUAGUGUAUGGCAUUUAUUUGAGUAGAAAUGUGCUUUAUAGAUGUAGGUUAAAAGAGAAAAAUACUUGAAAAACCAAAAUGAGAACAUGUUGUCUGAUUUGGUGACUGAAUGUUAAUAGUUUGUGUUAAUAAGGCAUGCCAUUUAAAUUAUUUUUCAGUUGUAUAUGUUUCACAUUAUUUUAGAAUAAAAAAUGUGAUAGUUACAGAUAAAUAAGCAUGGAUUUGCUUCAGAGUUAAAAGUUAACAUGCCACUGUGGCAUAUGCUGGAAAAGGUAUAUGCAUUUGGUUGUAAAUGCAUUAUUAACACUGAACAUUGUAAUUGAAUUAGUCGGUGCGUUUGCGUUUUUUUAGUAAUGCAAUCAUUCGGAUGAAUGAGUGAAGUUUUCUUCGUGUCUUUUUGAUAUUUUACCCAUAAGGCAUUGGGUUGGAUGAGGCUGCUGCUGGCAAGGGGGGCGCUGUUGAGUAAAGUUGAUAUCGAUGCUGACUUUCUGAUACGCUUUAUCUCAAUUUAUAAAAUACUCUUUGAAAAAGAGGAACACUAAACUUGUCUUUUUUUAUUUUUUACUUUUUUCUUUAACCUUUUAAUUCCCGAUAUGCAGACCUUACCUAAAAUGGUACAAUUAUAACUAUUGUAACUGGUAUGUGCCAGGUUUCGUAUUGUACUGUAAUACGGACGUUUCUGUUUAAUUUUGUUUUGUUUGUUUUCCUAGAAAUGGAUUUGUGUCAGUUGUCCAGCUGUUGCUUAAUAAAAUGUGCGGAUUGAAAAGUUUAA